This is a messenger RNA of Branchiostoma belcheri (Belcher's lancelet), 2624 nucleotides long. RefSeq names its product protein Wnt-5b-like. Gene Ontology annotation, biological process: neuron differentiation; cell fate commitment; canonical Wnt signaling pathway. Gene Ontology annotation, molecular function: frizzled binding; cytokine activity. The transcript is spliced from 6 exons. Gene Ontology annotation, cellular component: extracellular region. Lineage: Eukaryota; Metazoa; Chordata; Leptocardii; Amphioxiformes; Branchiostomatidae. The record is from RefSeq and is a predicted model, not a curated record. The coding region runs from base 1133 to 2245 and encodes 370 amino acids.
GCCUGUAGCUGGGCCGACCGUACCCUCUCCACGCCGCGCUUCGGAACCGACAACAGCUUGCCGGAACUUGGAUGGAAACACAUAUCCCUACUAGUGCGUCCUGAGUGCCCAAGUCCAGUACAAAGUGCACGUACUGUGGUGGCGGUGUGGCCUGCCGUACGUGUAUCGUGGCGUGUGGGACUGCCUGUGUCUUUCCGUGCUUCUGUUCGGCAGUGGAGCUUGGCUGAUAGGGAUCUGUUGUUGACGGUCGCCGCGGCUUGUAUGUUCUCCCAACACAACAGCACACCACGAACGCUGUCCCAGGAUCAAGGAUAUUUUUGCCGUGGCCCUCGUGUACCGGGUUGCCUUUCCAGGACAGGCGGACGUCGGUUGGUGUAGGGCCCGCUUGGAACCUGCUACCCUCCCCGUGUUCGUGACUACGGACUUGACCAAGCCAGUAGAACCAGCUGUACUCUAGGUACAACCCACCUCGACCCAGGUUUGUGGCGGUGCCAGGCAGCUGUAGACCCUGUCUCAAUACUUGAGGACGGUGCAGUAGCCCUGCGGCGAGUGGCCGACCGACUUGGCGUACAACGGUAAUCGACUGCACAUGAGACCAACACUUCUGUAUCACCGAGAACGCUACUGAACGACACAGGUCUAACACUCUGGAAUUUCAGCAACAGGAACAGACGAGACGAGAGGAGAUUUGGAGAGGAAAUUCCACCAGAUAGUUGUGAGGAAAUCUCAGUUUACGACCUCUAUGGGAUUUCUGGAUUGACACUGCGUGUUGUUCAAAGGAAACCGUAACUUGCCUGUGGAAAAUUCCCCUGGACACUUUGCUCAUCUCAACAGAACAACCGUCGCGGGUUGGACUACAACCGAUCUACGUGCGAGAGUUGAGAGCUACCUUUCACCUAUCGCAGGUGAAACUUAGGACCAAGUUCUGAUACAGACGGAUUGUACUAAGGGUGACCGCUAUCUUAAACUGUGGUACCGGGCUUCCUCCAGAGUACAUUCCUAACUCAGUGACAACAGAAAGGACUGACACAGGAUCAAGGACACACGUACAUUCCUCAAACCGUAAGAAAACAAAAAGGACUUUUGGUACCUCCGUCCCAAGUACCACGCGCGUGAUACCACGGUGUAAAAGAUGGCGGUACAAGUGAGUCUGAGGGUACUGCGGGUGCUGGUGACACUGCUGUCCUGUUACACACACCUGGGCAGAGUAAGGGCCACCUGGUGGCAAAUGGCAGUGGAUUCGAGAUUAUACAGCCUGUCUCGGGCGGAACUGUACAUAAUCGGGGCUCAGCCGCUGUGCACGACGCUGGCGGGACUGUCUUCAGGACAGAGAAAACUGUGUAACCUGUAUCAGGACCACAUGUCGUCUGUGGGCAUCGGGGCCAGACAGGGGAUAGAGGAGUGUCAGCACCAGUUUAGGGACCGGAGAUGGAACUGCACCACGUCGGAUGAGGACUCCGUCUUCGGCAGGAUAGUCAAUAUAGGCAGCAGAGAAGCCUCCUUCACGUACGCCAUAGCCGCGGCAGGUGUAGUCAACGCCGUCAGCAGAGCAUGCCGGGAAGGCGAGCUGACCACCUGCGGCUGCAGCAGAGCGAAGAGACCGAAGGACCUGAACAGAGACUGGCUGUGGGGAGGGUGUGGGGACGACGUGGAAUAUGGGUACUACUUCGCGCGAGAGUUCGUGGACGCUCAAGAGAAGGAGAUCAUCCCGACGCCUGGGUCCCAUGCGCACGCGCGGCAGAUGAUGAACAUGCACAACAACGAAGCUGGCAGAAAGCUCACGUUCAAUAACGCGAGAGUUGCCUGCAAGUGCCACGGUGUUUCCGGCUCCUGUAGUCUGAAGACGUGCUGGCAGCAGCUGGCAGACUUCAGGACGGUCGGCAACCUGUUGAAGGACAAGUACGACGGCGCCAACGAGGUCAAACUCGUCAAGAGGGGCAAGCGGUACCGCUUGGAUCGCCGCAACCCCAAAUUCAACGUCUUCACGGAUGAGGACCUGGUGUACCUGAACAGAUCUCCCGACUACUGCAACGCGGACCCGACCAUAGGUUCACUGGGAACACACGGCAGAGAGUGCAACAAAACCGGGCUGGGCACGGACGGGUGUAACCUCAUGUGCUGCGGGAGAGGGUACAACACGUUCAAACGGGAAAAGGUCGAGCGGUGCAACUGCAAGUUCCACUGGUGUUGCUACGUCAAAUGCAAACGGUGUCGGUCAAUAGAAGACGUCUACGUAUGCAAAUAGCAGAGGCGCAAAUUGUACAGACUUUUAAGUUUUGUAUCAUUGGAAGAAGAAGAAGAAAAAACUCUUUUUAUUAUCAUCUUGUUUGGCCUUUAUGGGGUCAAAAUGUACAGAAGACGGAUAUUCUAUUAUUGUAUCAAAAAAGGUUCCUUCGGAGUAUUAAUACAUACACGUGCGCGCUAACUUCAAAGUAGGUUCUAGAAUAUGUCGUAUUAGAAGCUGGCAGAAACUAUUUAUUGGAACAGUGAUGAGGCUGUGGACAACACGUGGAUUUCAGUGAGAGGUACAAGGGGGCUUCCUGUGCGAAAUUCAGGGUACAGACAGUACAGAAUCACCGCUAUCACAAACAGUAUUGUGUAGACACAAGUAUGGCGGUACUACA